This is a messenger RNA of Microtus oregoni (creeping vole), 7503 nucleotides long. RefSeq names its product MLX interacting protein (gene Mlxip). Bases 105 to 2858 code for a protein of 917 amino acids. Gene Ontology annotation, molecular function: RNA polymerase II cis-regulatory region sequence-specific DNA binding; DNA-binding transcription factor activity, RNA polymerase II-specific; protein dimerization activity. Gene Ontology annotation, biological process: regulation of transcription by RNA polymerase II. The record is from RefSeq and is a predicted model, not a curated record. The transcript has 17 exons. Gene Ontology annotation, cellular component: nucleus. Lineage: Eukaryota; Metazoa; Chordata; Mammalia; Rodentia; Cricetidae.
GUCUGCGCGAGGGCCGGGCCCGGCCGGCGGCCUCUCAGUCCCCUCAGCCUCUUCUCUCCACGUCGUCCCGGCUCCCGGGGGAUGCCCCGGACCAGGUUCUCUUCAUGGCUGCCGACGUAUUCAUGUGUUCGCCGCGGCGGCCCCGCAGUCGGGGCCGCUCGGUGCUGCUCAAGCCUCAGGUGCCGGAGGACGACGACGACUCGGACACAGACGAGCCGUCUCCGCCGCCCCCCUCCGGCGUGGCCACCUCAGCCCGGGCCCACGCGAGCACCGCGCCGCUGCCACCCCGGGCCGGGCCGGGCCGCGAAGAGCCUCCCCGCCGACAGCAGAUCAUCCACAGCGGCCACUUUAUGGUGUCCUCUCCGCACCGCGAGCACCCGCCCAAGAAGGGCUAUGAUUUCGACACGGUCAACAAGCAGACGUGCCAGACCUAUAGUUUCGGCAAGACCAGUUCCUGCCAUCUGUCCAUUGAUGCUUCGCUCACCAAGCUCUUCGAGUGCAUGACCCUGGCCUACAGUGGGAAAUUAGUGUCUCCAAAGUGGAAAAACUUCAAGGGCCUGAAGCUCCAGUGGCGGGACAAGAUCCGGCUCAACAACGCCAUCUGGCGGGCAUGGUACAUGCAGUACUUGGAGAAACGCAAGAAUCCUGUGUGCCACUUUGUCACUCCGCUAGAUGGCUCUGUUGAUGCCGACGAGCACCGCCGGCCAGAGGCCAUCACCACAGAGGGCAAAUACUGGAAAAGUCGCAUUGAGAUUGUGAUCCGGGAAUAUCACAAGUGGAGAACCUACUUCAAGAAAAGGCUACAACAACACAAGGAUGAGGACCUCUCUAGUCUGGCCCAGGAUGAUGACAUGCUCUAUUGGCAUAAACAUGGAGAUGGCUGGAAAACUCCAGUCCCCAUGGAGGAGGACUCACUGCUGGACACAGAUAUGCUCAUGUCAGAAUUCAGUGACACCCUCUUCUCCACACUUUCUUCACACCAACCGGUGGCCUGGCCCAACCCACGGGAAAUAGCACAUUUGGGAAAUGCAGACAUGAUCCAGCCAGGCCUGAUCCCUUUGCAACCCAACCUGGACUUCAUGGACACCUUUGAGCCUUUCCAGGAUCUCUUCUCUUCCAGCCGAUCCAUUUUUGGCUCCAUGCUGCCUACACCUCCGUCAAUACCUGCCCCAGAUCCCAGCAGCCCACCUUCUCAGGGGAACAUCUUGCCAAAUACAGCUCUUCCCACUGUGAGCCUGCCCAGUAGCCUCAUUGAAUCUUCUGCAGCCCCCUCCCUGAAUUCCUCCGACGGGCAGGGUUGUGAACACACCUCCCAGACUGUGGAUCCAUUUAUUCAACCUGCAGACUUUGGUCCCUCUGAGCCACCACUGAGUGUCCCACAGCCCUUCCUCCCUGUCUUAACUAUGACCUUACUUUCCCCUGGCCCUGCCCCAGCACCUGUCCCAGCUGCAUUGCCCUUAGUCUCCCCUCCUGCCUCUACUCUGAGCUCUUCAACUCCACCAGCUUUCCUGCAGCCUCAGAAGUUUGCUGGAGUCAGCAAAUCAACCCCUGUAAUUACCCACACAGCCUCUACUACUCUUACCCGUGAUGCUUCUGCUACCACCUUCAGCCAGAGCCAGGGUCUUGUUAUCACAGCACACCACCCAGCCCCCUCUUCAUCCCCUUGUGGUCUGGCACUGUCACCUGUACCCCAGCCACCAGUUGUGGGAGCUCCCCAGCCUCAUUUAACUUUUAUACACCCCAAGCCUGUGUCCUUGACUGGAGUGAGACCCAAGCAACCCCCCAAAAUAGUGCCUGCUCCCAAACCUGAGCCUGUGUCCUUGGUAUUGAAGAAUGCCUGCAUUGCUCCAGCUGCCUUCUCAGGCCAACCACAAAAGGUGAUCAUGACAUCAGCCCCUCUGAAGAGAGAAGGGAUUCUGGCAUCUACUGUGUCCCCAUCCAAUGUGGUCAUUGCUUCUGCUGCUAUCACCAGGGCUUCUGGAGUCACAGAGUUCCUCAGCCACAGUACAAGUAGCCAGCCUACCCCUGUCUCUCGGCUCUUCUCUCCAAGUACAGUACAAGACUCUCUGGUGAAGGGCGAGCAGGUCCCACUGCAUGGGGGUAGUCCCCAGGUCCCUGCCACAGGCUCUAGCCGUGACUGCCCCAACUCAGGACAAGCCUCCCCAUGCCCAUCAGAACAAAGUCCCAGUCCUCAGUCUCCCCAGAACAACUGCUCAGGGAAAUCUACAGACCCCAAAAAUGUGGCUGCAUUAAAGAACCGGCAGAAGCACAUCUCAGCUGAACAGAAAAGGCGUUUCAAUAUCAGGAUGGGCUUUAACACCCUGAACAGUUUGAUCUCCAAUAAUUCCAAGCAGACUAGCCAUGCCAUCACACUGCAGAAGACCAUGGAGUACAUCACCAAGCUGCAGCAGGAGCGGAUGCAGAUGCAAGAGGAGGCCCGGAGGCUUCGGGAAGAAAUUGAGGAGCUCAACACUACCAUCAUCUCCUGCCAACAGCUGCUACCUGCCACAGGAGUCCCUGUCAACUGCCGCCAGUCUGACCACAUGAAAGACAUGUUUGAUGAAUAUGUGAAAAGCAGGAUCCUGCAGAAUUGGAAAUUCUGGAUUUUCAGCAUGAUCAUCCAGCCACUGUUCGAGUCUUUCAAGGGAAUGGUGUCUACCAGCAGCUUGGACGAGUUUCACCGGACAGCGCUUUCCUGGCUGGACCAGCACUGUUCUUUGCCUGUCCUCAGGCCAAUGGUGCUGAGUACCCUCCGGCAGCUGAGCACCACCACCUCCAUCCUGACAGACCCAUCCCAGCUGCCAGAGCAGGCAUUAGAGGCUGUUUCCAGGAUUGGCAAGAGAUUGGGGGAAUCCUAAGAUUAGUUGGCAUGUGGCUGCAUGAGAUGCCUGAAGACCCCCCUGUACCCUUCCUGAUGCACAGCCUCAGGGCUGCCCUUGACUCCUGGGGCUCACUGCACCUAUCAGGACGAUGCUGUGCUCAGGUCUGAAACAGGCUGGGGCCUGCCCACAGCAGAUCCCAUCUUGGGAACCUAGCUGUGCCCUCUCACUCAGUGACUCAAUCACAGUCUCCCCUGCGUUUGGGGGGCCCAGACAAAGGGAAACAUCAGCUGUUCUGCUCCUGCCCCCCUGGUGGCCUACUGGGGUCCAGGGCUAGCAAGUGCAAGACAAGAGACAAAGCCUAGUCCUGCAGGUGGGAUCGCCCAGGUCCUCAGGACUCCUUUCUUGAGACUUAGAGACUUGGCCCCGCCACAUCAUUAUCCACUUGUGCUCCUCUGGCAACCCUGCACACUUUCUUCCUCUCCAUCUCCUGGGGGGCAGCACCUGACCCUCUGGGCUACCUCUCUGACCUCUGCAAAAAGGAAUGUGCCUCCUCCCUGGUGUAUCCUAUUGAAGGGGAAAUCUCCACCAACCCCUGAGCACACACAGAGAGUAAUGGGUCUGGAGGCCAACUGGACAGGACAGCGGCAUGCAGUGCACUCGGAGACCCUCCAAGCAGUGUCAUAGCUAUUAUGUCUCAGUCCUACCUGGCAUCACGGUCACCAUGACGUUCCCAACAUUGCCAGGGACUGGCCUGGAGCCUUGGCCUUGCUCCCAGCUGAGGCCUUCUGUGCCUGUUUCCCCCCCGCUUGUGCUCUGCCGUAUGGAGGAGGCAAGUACACUCCAGGGACUGUCACCUUUGGUUCUAGCGUUCGAAAGGUCACACUCCAUGAUGCUGCUGUCAUCCUGGUCAUUUUAUCUGAGGUUUAGCUGGGAGCUCCAAACCAGGACGGUUCUCAGACCAAAGAUGUCAUCCUACUGAACAAGUCUGACCAACCUUGUGUGAGGAGGAAGAAACAGCGGAUAGGCAGGAUGCCAAGGAGUCAGCCGGUGAAGCUGUCUCCAGGCUAGAUGGUAAAGAGCUUGCUCAGAUUUGAACCAGUGAAGGUUGGAGGGUGACGUGUGUCUGAAGGUUCAAGUGCCCUAGUGUGCGUGUUACAGUUGGUGGAGACAGGGAAAGGUUGGGGGAGAGGGCACUUGACCCUCAUCCUUCUCCUUGCUGCCUCUGAGAUGCCGCCUGCGGUGAGGUACUCUCUCCAGCUCUCAGGGAGCCCAGUCAAGGGCACCUCCAGGAAGAAUGUGCUUUUUUCUCCUGCUGUGACACCUAGAGCAGGCAGCAGGCUUUCUUUUGAACUCUGUCCUCGCCCCUCCUCACCACGCUGCCUGUGAAGAGGGGAGCCCAGCAGUCCCCUGAAGUUCUGAUUCAUCGGAAGCUCCUGCUGAUGCCUGGAGGCCUGCCCUGGACUAAAUAGGUGGAGAACAAAGAAAGGGUAGGGGCUGCUGGCUGUGCCACUGUUGAUGCUAUGAGCCCCUGACCACGUGCUUGCUCCAUUGUCUAAUUUCUGUCCUGUUUGGGAAUAGCAUGGUGGCCCUCCUCAGCUGACCCCAAAAAGCAUGUUUACAGGUUGGAGGAUGAGCACAAGGCACGUGGGCUGAGCCUUGGAGUUUCCACCAAGCACCCCAUCCUUUCCCAAAAAUAAGGUGAAAUCAUUCUUCAGAAGAUGCAGGCCACUGUGGUAGAAGGAAAAACUAAACCGCUGCUGUGAGGGCCUCGAAGCCCAGCCCUUCCUCCUCCCAUGCCACGUGACAUGGGCCACACCAUGGACUCCAGGUUCUCUCUGCCCUUGCUGGGGAGUAACCUUGUGUUUAAAACUCUGUGGGUAUAAGAUUGGCCUUUUGCUUCUCUUGCCUACCUCUCCACCAUUUUGCUGAGUUAAUUUCAUCCUGUUUCAUCAGACGUUUAAGGCUGUUAGAUUGUGUAAAACUGGGUGAGAGAGGAGAGUGAGUGUGUGUGUGUGUGUGCACGCGCGUGCAUACAUGCCUGUGUGUGUGUGUGCACGUGCAUGCAUACAUGCCUGUGUGUCUGUGUGUGUGUGCACGCGUGUGCAUACAUGCCUGUGUGUCUGUGUGUGUGUGCACGCGCAUGCGUACAUGCCUGUGUGUGUGUGUGUGUGUCCUGGUAGACUUUAUUAGGUGCAUUUUUUUUUUUUAGUGACUCCAUUUUCCUUUUCUUGGUGCUCACUUAGACCGUGGUAUGAGGUCAUGAUGCUUUAAGGUCUCCAGGAAUGAUUCUACUUAGAGAUUUUCUUGUUUUGAAAUCUUGCCUGAUGAACCCAGCCAAUCAGAGGGUCCUAGCUUUGACUUCUGUCCUGGACACCAAGGCCCCUGUGCUUGGGGUCUCCCUGGGUGCUGGCUACACUUUUGGACCAGGGCUUGUUUACAGUUCUUUCACUCCCAUUCCUGUCCCCACUCGCUUGGUAGAAACUUCAGAAUGUUGUCGCUUUGGAGACUAAGAAUAUCGGCCUAAAAGGAUAACCCACAAAGCCACCUGGGAAAUCUCUGCGAGGGUUUCUGUGAAAUCUUCACAAGCCAUCAGCACAUGUUCUGUCUGUUCUUUCAUUAUGAGUGGAUCCUGCAGAGGCAGGGUAGCUCUGGCUAAAGGGCUUCCUCAAAGUUAGCAGAAGGUUAUGCACCAGUUGUCACCCUCGGGAGAGGCUAGCCAUGCUCCAGUGGCUUCGCACAGCACAAAGGAAACACUGCAGCUUCAGAACUUGGUGUUGAUAUACUGGGUCUUGCUGGAAGUGAUCAGCUAGCACGGAUUCUCAUGUGACCCAACCAUGAACCCUGGAUGUUGUCAGUGUGCUCAGGACCUGUUACCUCCUAAUCGUCCUCCCACCCCCCUCCCCCCGCCCAACAUACAUACUUUAGAGAUCUGUCCUCAGAUCUGUGCCCUGGUGAAGAGUGACAUCCCUGUAGAUUCCUAGAGGACAUGGUAUCCGUUUGCUGGUAUAGUCCAGUGGCAGAUGGCACUGUGACUGCCUGCUGGACCACCUGGCCUUGGCUCAGCCUCGCCUCCAUUCACUUACUCUUGUCUUCCUUCUACACUGUCAGAGAUCCCUUUCUGUUCUUUUUUUUUUUUGGAUUUUUCGGGACAAGGUUUCUCUGUAGCUUUGAGGCCUGUCCUGGAACUAGCUCUUGUAGACCAGGCUGGCCUCAAACUGCCUCCCAAGUGCUGGGAUUAAAGGCGUGCGCCACCACUGCUCUGCUCCCUUUCUGUUCCUUCUAACCUGGCUCCUCAAGGCUCUCAGUCCUACUACCUGAGUCGUUCUGAGAGAUCCUGGGUGUGUGCUGGCAAGGUGUGUGGUCAGUGAAACAGGAAUAGUCACCUGGAGUGCCAGUGUUGCCAAGAAGUGCAACUUUGAGCUCAGUCCCUUGAUGCUUUGUAGUGUUUCAGAGGACCUGUUUCUGGGUCUGCGCAUGUCUGGAAGGAAAGGGAAAGUUAGGUUGCAGUGGCAGAGCAUGAAGCUCAGGCAUGUGUGAAGUAUGUUCCUCCAGCACACACCUUGCCUAAGAUCUGCUUAACAGGUUUUGAGAUUUUUGUUGUUUGUUUUUUGGUUUUCCAGGGAGGAUUUCUCUGUGUAGCUUUGGAGCCUGUCCUGAAACUCACUCUGUAGACCAGACUGGCCUUGAAUUCACAGAGAUCCACCUGCCUCUGCCUCGAAAGUGCUGGGUUUAAAGGCGUGUGCCCCCCCCCCUGCCCGGCUAGGUGUUGUGAUCUUAAGACCCAUGGGCAGCUGGUGGGAGACACCAGCAGUGUGAGAGAAGCCUUAGGAAACAGCCCUCACCCUGUGCCUCUUCAGAUGUGGGCGAGAACAGGUCGGCUACCAGCUUUCUGAGGAACGGCCUCCCUGUUCACUAGAUAGAUCUGACUGCUGUCAGAGCUUGCCAGACUCAACCUUCUGGGAAGAAAAGGGAACUUUCCAUAAUGAAUGAUAACGUGUGUGUGCACGCGCGCUUGCUCAAGCCUGUGUGUGUGUGCAUGUGUGCUUACUUUGUGGAAUUUUAUUUUUGUGAGAUUCCUUUCCAGUUAUUUAGCAGAAUUCACCUAUAUCUUUCUGCCAGUUUUGGUUCCACAAUUAUAACCCUGGGCAUAGUGAAUUUGGAAUACCUUUGGGAUUUCUGAUCUGGCAUUCUCAAGAACUGAGAUUGCAGAAGGGAGGGAGACACUGACAUUUCCUAGUUUACAUCCUGCAGGUUAAAAGGUCUCAUGGCCUCAACUAGUCUGUGUCUCUCCUAGGGGAAUCCAGUAUCCCACCCCCGGUACCUGGUCACCUGGGUCUUCACCUGUAAAGGGAGAGCAAGCUUGUUUGCCUGCUCUGUAAUGCCCCAGCUGAAACAGCAUGUUCUCCUUCAAGUCCUUGAGGUUUCAGCUUCUGUGCACAGGCUGAGUGUCUGUCGUGUGCUUUGGUGAUGGUGUAGGGCUCCUUUAAGGAGGCAGCUACUCCUGGGUUAGGGUGGGCUUCACUUAAACCAGACAUCCUUGGGACUGCUCUCCUGAGCUGGUCCUCUUGAUGCCCUGCUGUUGACAGGCACGUUUCCACCAGCUGUACCCAACACUACAAUGCAGUUUUAAAAUUAUAUUUGCAUCUAAGACAAUAAAUAAACUUAUUUUUUUUGGAAAGCU